AUGCUAGAAGAAAUCUACCGCACGCACGGUCACCUGCUCCUAGCGACAAACCCCGCGAACGGUCGACGACUGCUCUAUUGCUCCAUUCCGAAGGUGGGCAACACUAGCCUCAAAACGUUUCUGCUCGGUUUGGACAAGCGCCACAUAGGAAAAUACACCGAUGACUCGAUGCACUACUACAUCAGAACCGCAAUGGGUCUGCCGAGACUAUUGAACCAGAAACGCGUUAACGCGUCCACAAUAAACAAAACCUUCAAGGUAAUGUUUGUUAGACAUCCGUUCGAACGUCUGGUGUCCUUUUUCCUGGACAAAGGUCGACGCAACACCAAGACUGGUGACCACUACUACUACAAAUACUGGAACAAGGCCAUGGCGAAGGCAAGGGGGGGCAAGGUCGACACGAAGAAGGACGUUAUAAAGUUCUCCGAAUUUGUGAAUAUAAUCCUCACCACAGAACCCGCCACUUAUGAUCUUCACUGGCAGUUGUACUCCGACAGGUGCAAGCCCUGCUGGGUGAAUUAUAACUACAUCGGCACCUUGGACGACCUGCACAAGAUGAACGAAUUGAUAGGUGCCAAAGAGGAGCUCAAUCUGUGGGAGAACAAGGGCCCCAGCAACACGAAUAACGCGACGCUGGUGCUCUUCUCGCAGCUCCCAAAGUCGACGGUGAUGAAACUGUACAGGAUAUACUAUCCAGACUUUCUCAUGUUCGGCUUUCCGAUAGACGACUACUUGAGUGUGGCGAAGUCUGAGUGA
Ixodes scapularis (black-legged tick) is the source of this 756-nucleotide messenger RNA. RefSeq names its product carbohydrate sulfotransferase 11-like. NCBI's taxonomy places the organism in Eukaryota, Metazoa, Arthropoda, Arachnida, Ixodida, Ixodidae. Bases 1 to 756 code for a protein of 251 amino acids. Gene Ontology annotation, biological process: carbohydrate biosynthetic process. The transcript has a single exon. The record is from RefSeq and is a predicted model, not a curated record. Gene Ontology annotation, molecular function: sulfotransferase activity. Gene Ontology annotation, cellular component: membrane.